GAUGAUGCAUUUAAAAGGCAAAGGUUGGGGCUAGCCGCAUUCAUUUCCUCCUGUUUUUUUUCUUCGUUUUUGAAUGCUGGGUUAAACCUUCAAUGGUGGUUUCAGUUUUGAUCUAAAAAAAACAAAGGAAACAAUGGUGGUUUCGUUGAGAAAGUAGAUUCCUUGCAUUAAUGAGUUUUUCCUCUGUAAUUCAAGUUUGUUUAAAAGAGUUUUUCUAAGGAUUUGUACUUUUCUUUUGAAUGCCAUUUUUAUCUCUACUAUUACUUAACUCUCUUUUUUGCCUUUUUCUUUCAUACUCUCUUAGUGCUUUGUAUCUCGAAGAACCUGAUUCUCUUUGAUUUAUUUUCUCUUUCCUUGGAAAAAACAAAACACAAACGCCACUUUUUCGGUUUUCUUUCCGGCUUACCUUGGAAAAGAAACUCAUUCAUUUCUUCACCUUCGUUUUCUUCUUUCUUGUAUCUCUUUGUUACCGAAUUGUACACAGGAAUGCAUUUAAAACGAAGCUUUCUCUGACAUUAUUUUUUUCAUUCAUGUAACUGAAGAAGCACUGAAAUUGGAGAAUCUGAUUUGAGCUUUUCUGAGAGUGAAUUUGGAAUUUGGGUCGUUUUUUGUUUUAACGGUGAAGGCCGUUUUCCUAGAAGGAGCAGCCAAGAGAUAGCUAGAUGUUACUAAUGUUAUCAUGACAAUAUGGUAUCAACAGAAAUGGACAAGAGUCGAGAAGUGAGGCGUGGAACGAGUCGGUUCUCACGACAACAGAUUCAUAAUAACAAGCCAAAACAAUCUCGACCCAAACUGUUCUUUGGUUUUGAUGGUGGGGACUUCGUUUGUUUGGAGAAAACGAAGAAAGAGAAAAUAAGAAGGCUGAGUAGCGUUCAUGGUAAUAGAGGAAGUCCCAUUCGCUGUCGCAAUAGCUACCAAAACUCUAAAACUGAAAUGGGAAGUUGCUGUUCCUGUGAUUUGUCUUCUGAUAAUAGAGAAAAUCAGUGUCCUUCACAUUCACAACACUCUUCUUCUCUUGUCACUAAUUCUACCACCAAGAGAUUUAAGGUUCCCAAAAAGUUUUUCGGUGAAUGCAAUGCCGUUGAUCAUGCCUCUGUUCCAAGGAAGCUACGGUCAGCCAUGAAGAAGCGCGGUCACGAAUCCAUCUCCCCGCCUUUAUCAGAUUCAAUGAAACUGAACCAUACGCUUGUUGGAGUCGAAUUACAUAAAAAGGAUGGUGCAAAGAAACACAAACUGAAUUUGAAACAAGGAGAGUCAGACAGGUCCACGAAGGCAACUGUUUCUGGGCCAAUCACAAAAGAUGAGGAAGAGGUUGUGGAGACCCUGUAUGCUUUGGCAGGAAUGUUCCCCGAUGGUGAAUCAAUGGAUAAGAAUAAAUUGAGUGGUGAAUCAAUAGAAGUAAAAUCUUCAGCCCCUCCAGAGACAGUGGAGAGUCCUGUCUCAGCAAUUGAAGUUAAAAAAGGACAUACGAACUCAGUUUGCCAUCUACAAGCUGCUGAGACUGUUCCUUCAUCCACUAUAGAUGAGUUAUCCAAUGAAGCUGCUAAACUCAAUUCAGUGAAUGAACCUGCUAUUCAAGAUCAGCCUGACUUGCCGGGGCAGCAAAAAGUCCCAUAUGGAACCAGAUAGUUCAAUUUCUCAAAUGAGGCUAAACACUACAAACCCUUCCUUGGCUAAAAGUGAUACUGAUGCUGAGAAGUCAUCUUGCUUUCCUGACAACUUUCAUGUUCUCUCUGAACAAAACUUAGAAACUGGGUUAGUAAAUUUCUUUAACUUACGCUCCCUUUUCUUUUCUAGUGUGCUCUUUUUUCGCCCCUUCUAAUUUUUUUUGUUGCU
Molecule: messenger RNA, 1836 nt
Organism: Durio zibethinus
Lineage: Eukaryota; Viridiplantae; Streptophyta; Magnoliopsida; Malvales; Malvaceae
Source: RefSeq, a predicted model, not a curated record